GGAAGUCUUAUUGUCCAUCAAAGAAUUAACACAGGGGAGAAAGCAUAUAAAUGCCUGGAAUGUGGAAAAAGCUUCAAUCAGAGUGACCACGUUUCAUCCCAUCAAAUAAUUCACACAGGAGAGAAACCAUAUAAAUGCCUGGAGUGUGGUAAAAGCUUUAGUCAAAGUGAAAGUCUUACUAUCCAUCAACGAAUUCACUCAGGAGAGAAACCAUAUAAAUGCCUGGAGUGUGGAAAAGGCUUCAGUGAGAGUGGAAGUCUUACUGUCCAUCGAAGAAUUCACUCAGGAGAGAAACCAUAUAAAUGCCUGGAGUGUGGAAAAGGCUUUAGUGACAGUGGGAAUCUUACUGUCCAUCAAAGAAUUCACACAGGGGAGAAACCAUAUAAAUGCCUGGAAUGUGGAAAAAGCUUCAGUCAGAGUCACCACCUUUCAUCCCAUCAAAGAAUUCACACAGGGGAGAAACCAUAUAAAUGCCUGGAGUGUGGAAAAAGCUUCAGUCGGAAUGACAGCCUUAGUUUCCAUCAAAGAAUUCACACAGGGGAGAAACCAUAUAAAUGCCUGGAGUGUGGAAAAGGCUUCAGUGAGAGUGGAAGUCUUACCGUCCAUCGAAGAAUUCAACGGGAGAAACCAUAUACAUGCCUGGAGUGUGGAAAAGGCUUCACUGAGAGUGGAAGUCUUACUGUCCAUCGAAGAAUUCACUCAGGAGAGAAACCAUAUAAAUGCCUGGAGUGUGGAAAAGGCUUCAGUGAGAGUGGAAGUCUUACUGUCCAUCAAAGAAUUCACACAGGGGAGAAACCAUAUACAUGCCUGGAGUGUGGAAAAAGCUUCAGUCGGAAUGACAGCCUUACUACCCACCAAAGAAUUCACACAGGGAAGAAACCAUAUAAAUGCCUGGAGUGUGGUAAAAGCUUUACUCAACGUGGAAGUCUUACUGUCCAUCAACGAAUUCACUCAGGAGAGAAACCGUAUAAAUGCCUGGAGUGUGGAAAAAGCUUCAGUCAUGGUCACCACCUUUCUUCCCACCAAAGAGUUCACACAGAGGAGAAACCAUAUGUACAGUAA
Molecule: messenger RNA, 1062 nt
Organism: Eublepharis macularius
Lineage: Eukaryota; Metazoa; Chordata; Lepidosauria; Squamata; Eublepharidae
Product: zinc finger protein 85-like
Biological process (GO): regulation of transcription by RNA polymerase II; central nervous system development
Cellular component (GO): nucleus
Molecular function (GO): DNA-binding transcription factor activity, RNA polymerase II-specific; RNA polymerase II cis-regulatory region sequence-specific DNA binding
Source: RefSeq, a predicted model, not a curated record